Molecule: messenger RNA, 701 nt
Organism: Penaeus monodon (black tiger shrimp)
Lineage: Eukaryota; Metazoa; Arthropoda; Malacostraca; Decapoda; Penaeidae
Exons: 4
Coding region: 137-691 (184 amino acids)
Biological process (GO): glutathione catabolic process
Cellular component (GO): plasma membrane
Molecular function (GO): glutathione gamma-glutamate hydrolase
Source: RefSeq, a predicted model, not a curated record
ACCCCCACCCUUCCGUUCCCCCACCAGGAAAGGCUUCUACGUCUCGGCCCACCUGGAGGAGGCCCUCGGGAAGUCGAACGUGACGCAGGUGGAUGGCGUGACGGAGUUCGACAAGACGUUCUUCCCCCGAGGCAUCAUGCUGAAGAAGGGCGCGUUCAUGCAGAGGGAGAACUACGCGGAAUUCCUCGAGGUGGUGGCCAAGCACGGCGCCGAUAGUUUCUAUGCACUGAAUUUCGGCGUGGAAGAGAUGGAAGCACUGAAAGAAAGUGGCGCCGAAAUCCAUGUGAAAGAUUUUGAUGAUUAUGAGCCCCGAGAACGCCCAUGCAUACACAUGUCACUGAAUAACAUGUCUGUGUUCACCGCCCCAGCGCCUUUUGGAGGACCGCAGUUACUGACGGCCUUGCAACUCCUUCGCAACACGAAUUUAACGACGCAUUUGCCGCUGUCGAACUUCUACCACUCCUUUAUUGAAGCUAUUAGGAGGAGCUACGCCGGUUUCGUCAGCUUAGCCGAUGCAGAGGAGGCGGAAUUACAGAACCUGACCCACGCAUUGCUGCAGUCGACGUCCACCGAAUGGAUUGAUCAGACGGUCACGGUGGCCGACCCAAAUGUCUUCCGACUUCCUGAACAGACUGCCUCUUCGGUGUCUGUUAUAGAUACCUUUGAUCGAUAUGUUACUCUGAUUGCGUGAGUAGCCAAAA